AUGAAGGUAAAGACCAUAAGUAGAUCUUCUGAUACCUAUGUUCCUGUAAGAGACACUCAAGAGUCGCCACUUCCUCGAAACUUGAACCUGGCACUUCAUCCAUUUGAACGAGCUCGAGAAUACACUAGAGCACUUCAGGCCACCAAACUAGAGCGUAUGUUUGCCAAACCGUUUAUUGGACAAUUAGGCGAUGGUCAUAGAGACGGUGUAUAUCAAAUUGCUAAGAAUUUCAACUAUACAAACCAAAUUGCCAGUGGUUCAGGUGAUGGAGUAAUAAAGUAUUGGAACUUAACAACGAGAUUGGAAACUGCUAGUUUUAGAGCCCAUUACGGAAUGUGUAGUGGACUAGCCAUUACCCCUGAAAACCAAAUGUUGAGUUGUGGAGAUGACAAGACUAUCAAGCUUUGGUCUGUGGAUAGUGAAGAGUUUGAUCGUGAUAUACGCGAUGAUGAGGUGUAUACUAAUAAAAAUCAAGGAUUAAUCAAGACGUAUUUGGGCGAACAUGCAUUCAAAGGAAUAGAUCACCAUAGAAAUGAGCCGAUAUUUGUUACAGGAGGGGCUCAAAUACAACUCUGGGAUAUUAAUCGAACAAAACAUACGAGUGACUUAUCUUGGGGUGCAGAUAAUGUUAACACUGUCAAAUUCAAUCAAACAGAAACAAAUAUCAUUGCCAGUUGUGGGUCAGAUAAUUCAAUUGUGCUUUAUGAUAUUAGGACAAACACGCCUAUUCAAAAAUGUGUUACUAGUUUCCGAAACAAUUGUAUCAGUUGGAAUCCAAUGGAAGCAUUUAAUUUCGCUACUGGUAAUGAAGACCACAAUGCCUACCUUUGGGACAUGAGAAACAUGAAGAAAUCUCUAAACAUAUACAAGGAUCAUGUUGCCGCCAUCAUGGAUGUUGAUUUUUCUCCCACUGGUGAAGAGCUCGUUACAGGGUCUUACGAUAAGACGAUUCGGAUUUAUAAGACAAGACAAGGUCAUUCUCGUGAUAUAUAUCAUACCAAGAGAAUGCAACGGGUGUUUGUUACGAAAUUCACAACGGAUGCACGAUAUAUAUUGAGUGGGUCUGACGACACAAAUGUGCGAGUCUGGCGUACAGUAGCAUCUGACCGUGCUAACGUCAAGUCUAUGAAACAAAGAAGCAGAUUGGAAUACGAUGAGAAGUUGAAGGAAAGGUUUCAGCAUAUGCCUGAAAUCAAGAGAAUCAGUCGUCAUAGACAUGUUCCAAAGGUUGUUAAGAAAGCUCAGGAAAUUAAAAGAAUUGAAAUUGAGAGUAUUAAGAGGAGAGAAGAGAAUGAGCGAAGACAUGCGAAACAGGGAAGUAAACCAUAUAUUUCCGAAAGAGUGAAGCACGUUAGAGGUGUUGUUAAUGAUAAAGAUCUGUGA
Messenger RNA from Lodderomyces oxycetoniae, 1383 nucleotides. It is a transcript of the gene SOF1, whose product is annotated as rRNA-processing protein. The transcript has a single exon. Gene Ontology annotation, molecular function: protein binding. NCBI's taxonomy places the organism in Eukaryota, Fungi, Ascomycota, Pichiomycetes, Serinales, Debaryomycetaceae. Bases 1 to 1383 code for a protein of 460 amino acids. Gene Ontology annotation, biological process: maturation of SSU-rRNA from tricistronic rRNA transcript (SSU-rRNA, 5.8S rRNA, LSU-rRNA). Gene Ontology annotation, cellular component: nucleolus; small-subunit processome. The record is from RefSeq and is a predicted model, not a curated record.